This is a messenger RNA of Pseudomyrmex gracilis, 1930 nucleotides long. RefSeq names its product ADP-ribosylation factor-like protein 5B (gene Arl5). Gene Ontology annotation, biological process: protein localization to Golgi membrane; vesicle-mediated transport; intracellular protein transport. The transcript is spliced from 3 exons. Bases 378 to 917 code for a protein of 179 amino acids. Gene Ontology annotation, molecular function: GTP binding; GTPase activity. The record is from RefSeq and is a predicted model, not a curated record. Lineage: Eukaryota; Metazoa; Arthropoda; Insecta; Hymenoptera; Formicidae. Gene Ontology annotation, cellular component: cytoplasm; trans-Golgi network.
ACGGAAGUUCGUGAAAAAAAAAAAAAAAAAUUGGAGAAAUUGUUGGAAAUGCAACAUGUCGCACUUCUUUCGAUCGAAUUAAGCAGUCGCGCGUGAUAUAUAUUGUAAUAUAACCGUCGAUAGUGUUCCGUGUCGUCAUUCUCGCUUGCGACAAUUUGCGAAUUUCAACGAGAGCGUUGACGUCCCGUCGCGCGACUAUGAUGUCAUUCCGGGAGUCGAUGUCGAGCGUGCUGGACGUUUCGCCGUCUCGCGGACGAACAUAACCCUGAGAUAAUAAUGAGUCGUCGUCCAGUUUCAAAGACGAUUGUCUAAUCGCGAGCGAACUUGUUUGCGUUUCGAACGGAGAUAAUCGAGUGGAUAGUGUUAAAAAAGUCAAUAUGGGACUGUUGUUCGCAAAAUUGUGGAGCCUCUUUGGCAACGAAGAACAUAAAAUAGUUAUGGUUGGUCUGGAUAAUGCGGGAAAGACAACUAUAUUGUAUCAGUUCCUGAUGAACGAAGUUGUUCAUACAUCUCCUACAAUUGGAUCUAAUGUGGAGGAAGUGGUGUGGAAAAAUAUUCAUUUUAUUAUGUGGGAUCUUGGCGGGCAACAGAGUUUAAGAGCUGCCUGGUCCACUUACUACACAAACACAGAAUUUAUCAUUAUGGUAAUAGACAGUACGGAUCGAGAAAGAUUGGGCGUAAUUAGGGAAGAAUUGUAUUCGAUGUUGAAUCACGAGGAAUUAAGUAAAGCCAACGUUUUGGUCUAUGCCAACAAGCAAGAUUUGAAAGGUAGCAUGACCGCUGCUGAGAUUUCGAGGCAGUUGGAUCUAACGUCUAUAAAAAAACAUCAGUGGCAUAUACAGAGUUGUUGCGCUCUUACAGGAGAAGGGCUCUACCAAGGACUAGAGUGGAUCGUCGGUCGUCUAAAAAAGACAUGACGUACAUUAUGAGAAUUGUUUAUAAAUAUAAAGAGAAAUAUCCAAAAUGUAAAAUACAUUAACAUGAUAAGCCAUUUUAGCCACUCACUUUGAUGGUUAUGACGAAAGAACAAAGCAGCAUAAACUGCAGCAUUUUACUAGCUAUUUAAGUCUCUCGUAUGAACUGUAACCCUCAAAGUGAAUCUUACAUCCGUUAGACCGUUAUAGUGAACACUUAAUGGACGGUGGACGGGGAAAUUUAUUCAUUAGCUGCUAAAAUAAAACUCAGUGCAAACCAAUAUAUUUCUCUACGUGCAAUAAAAAGAAAGUGUAGUAUUAAUUGUGUUGUUCGCAAUUUGUAUUUUUUGAUAGCAUAAAUACAAAAUUCAAGUGAGAUUAAGAGAUAGAAGAAUUGCAUAGCAAAGAUAAUUGUUUUGAUUGAAACAUGUAUAUAAAAUACAAUUUAAAUUUAUAUAUAUAUAUAUAUAUACAAAAUAUACUUGUUUUGACUUGUUUGACUGUAAGUAAAUAAUCGUUAAUCAAUUACAUCAAAGGUGUCAUCAACUUUCAUCCAAAAAGUCAGGUGCUUACGAAUACAAAUUUUAAAGUAAAAAACUUCUUAUCCCGUCCACCUGUUCACGGUAAACAGACAAUGAAAAUAAACGAAGGUGGCAACUUGUUACUUGUAUACUCCUAGGUUGACGUAUAAGAGUGCAACAGAAAUGUAUCUGUGUACAUAAAUUUUUUAUACUUCUCGUUAAGAAAUCGAGAUCUGUAAAAAACAAAAAACAAAAAAAAAAAAAGGGAAAUGUUAAAUGCUUAUAAGUAUAAAGCGAGAAAGCACAGAGUCUAGAACGUUUCUGUAUGUGAAGAUCCAAGUAGAGUCGGGGCAAGAGUUUGCAAUCGAAACUUCUCAAAGCAGAUUACGAAUUACUCUGUGAUACACGGAUUUGAUUCUGAGACAGUUGUUUGCUGUUUGAAUUGCGUAAGAUAAAAUAUUGAUGAGAGGAAAAGCUGUGUUUCCAUCAAACAAC